This is a messenger RNA of Aegilops tauschii subsp. strangulata, 1107 nucleotides long. The record is from RefSeq and is a predicted model, not a curated record. Lineage: Eukaryota; Viridiplantae; Streptophyta; Magnoliopsida; Poales; Poaceae.
AUGGUGUCGCUUCCCCGGGGCGACGCCUCCACCCUGUUGCCGGCCGCCACCGUCGCAAAGCUGACCACCGCACGCUCGUCCGCUCCUGAGAGCGCGGCGGGGCUCGUGCCCAGGAAGCUCAAAGGCGCCGCGCUCAUGGGUAGGAAGAGGGCGUACAUCGCCGAGGACCAGCUGACAUCGGCGACGAAGAGGAAGGAGGAGGCCAGGGCCUCCGAGGCCAAGCGGCAUGCGGCGGCCACGGCGACUCCGGUACAGAAAGAAGAGGUCACCUCGCGUCCUCCUGCGACGGGGUCGGCCUCUCGAGGCUUGGGGGACCAGCCUCCAGAGAAAAGCGCCGCCGCGGCUAAGCUGACUCCAGAGGUGCCCGUCCUCAGCGCACCUGCUAGGCGUCCGAGGGCUCCGGAGCCCCCGGCUGUCCUUGCUGCUAUUGCUUCGUCAGCCCUGGCGCUGGUGCCGCCUCCUCCCCAAGCCGCCAGGCAUGCGGACCAUGGUUCUUCUGCCAUGCCCGGCGCUCUGGAGGAAGCCUUCUUCGUGCUGGACUGGCUCCAGGCUGAUCUUGGGGGCGCCGACCGGUGCAUUGCGGCGGACCGCUUGGGGCUGGUCGCGGGGUGGCUCCAGGCCGACUCGUCCAUCAAGACAGCCUGGGGCCAUGCCGAGGCCGCCACCAAGGAGGGCAGGAAGGUGGCCGGCAUGGCCACAGCUGCUCGCGACGCAGCGUUGGCCGACGCAGCAGCCGCCGAGAAGCGCUGCCGCACAACGGAGACCGAGCUGAAGGCCCUCUGUGAUGAGCAGGCCGCCCGCGCCCGUCAGCUCGAGGAGCAGAAGGAGAAGUUGAAGACCCAGGAGACCGCGCUCACCGACCGCGGCACCGAGCUGGAACAGGCGGCCCAGGAACAGGCCAUGGAGCGCAGUCGCCUGGAGAGGCUAAAGGAGGAGGUGGAGGCGGCCCAGGCGUCCCAUACCAAGCUCGUCUCCGAGGAGAAGGCCCGGCUAGAGGCCAGGGAGAAAAUCCUUGCCGCGGCUGAGAAGGCGGCCGCCGUGGGGCGCGACGCCUUCAUCUCCCUCAAGCAGAGGUCUCGCGUAGCCCUGCAGUCCCUUUAUGAGUAA